Acanthoscelides obtectus is the source of this 494-nucleotide messenger RNA. The record is from the annotation of a GenBank genome assembly. NCBI's taxonomy places the organism in Eukaryota, Metazoa, Arthropoda, Insecta, Coleoptera, Chrysomelidae.
CUCCUAUAAAUACAUAUGGUAGGCUUCAGUAAGUAUUCCGUAUGGUUUCUUCUACAGGAAUUUUCAGGAAAUUAUUUUGUAGUUUUUCAAAAAAUUUGGUAUUUUGUAAUACACCACCAUCAUUGCCAUUUAUUCCGAAAUCGCACAUUAAAAUACGAUGGUUUGCAUCAACUAAGGCUAAUAGCACCAUGCUAUGAAAACCUUUAUAUUAUAAUAAUACGAUCCGCUUCCAGAUGGGGGGACGAUGCUCACAUGCUUGCCGUCAAUGGCCCCAAGGCAAUGAGGAAAGUUCCAGAGUUCGUCAAAGCGCUGAUAAAUGUUUCUCCAGUCUUGUUCUAGUCGUGGAAACUGAAAAAAAAAGAUAAUAUGAUGCAUUAUGCAUGCUGAAAAUAUGCAUUAAAAAAAAUAAAUUGUGUAUUUUUUAAUUUUUUUCAUGCUUUGAAUUUAUGAAAUACGAUUAAGUAAUACAGUGAUAAAAACCAUAGAUAUUUCCA